AUGGAUGGGUCGGUGCAGUGCACAGUAAACCUGCGGGAGGAGCUGACCUGCGUCAUCUGCUGCGACCUGUUCAGCGAGCCCGUCAUGCUGGACUGCAUGCACCACUUCUGCAAGGCCUGCAUCCAGGGCUACUGGGACAGCUGUGACCGCGUCCCCUCCUGCCCCCAGUGCCGCCGCGAGUUCCCCGGCCGGGCCUUCCGCACACACUACCUGCUGGCGGGGCUGGUGGAGAAGGUGCGGCGCUGCGGCUCCGCGGAGCACCGGCACAAGAUGCAGAAGCACCUGGAGGAGGCUCUGCAGGCCCGUCGGGAGGAGAUGGAGAGCCUGGCUCGGAGGAAGCGCGCGGCGCAGGAGGCGAUGGGAGGCCUGACGAAUGUGUCUGGGGAGCUGAAUGUGAAGAUCCGGGCAGAGUUUUCCCACCUCCAUCAGAUCCUGGAGGAAGUGGAGAGGGCUGUGCUGGCAGAGCUGGGCAAAAAGGAAGAGCAGUCGCUGGUGCAGCUGCGCGGGGACGUGCAGCGUCUGGAGGAGGGGAUGUCAGUGCUGCAGAGGGACAUGGAGCGCAUAGAGCAGGCCCUGAGCAUGAUGGAAGAGGUGUCACUGCUGGAGGUGGAGAGCCUGGAUAUCAGGCCCUCGGUGUGUGUGGAGACCCAGCCUGCCUUCGACCUGGAGCGCUACAGGGACAGCCACGGUGGCCCCUUGCAGUACAUUUUCUGGAGACAGAUGCUGCGCUCCAUCUGCCCCGCUCCUACCCCGCUCACCUUCGAUCCUGAAUCAGCUCACCCCAGCCUGGUCUUCUCCAGGGACCUGACGGCGGUGACAGAGAGGAAUCGACCCUGCGCCGUCCCCAGCAGCCCCCGGCGCUUCCUGCAGUGCGUCAACGUCCUGAGCUCACAGACCUUUGACAAUGGCAAGCACUACUGGGAGGUCUGGGUGGGCACCAAAACCAAGUGGGACCUGGGGGUGGCUGCUGAGGACGUGGACCGAGCGGCGAAGGUCAAGCUGUGCCCGGAGAACGGCUACUGGACACUGCGCCUGCGGAACAGGACAGAGUACUGGGCCACCACCACCCCCGGGGUGCGCCUGGCUCCCCGUCGGCCUCCCCGGAAAGUGGGGGUCUUUCUGGACUGCCAGGAGGGCACUGUUGCCUUCUUCGAUGCAGGGGACAUGUCCCAUCUCUUCACCUUCCACCAGGUCUCUGCAGAGAGAUACUGCCCCUUCUUCAGCACCUGCUUCAGCGAUGGGGGGGAAAACGUGGCGCCCAUGUACCUCUGCCGCCUCUCCCUGUGA
This is a messenger RNA of Chaetura pelagica (chimney swift), 1287 nucleotides long. RefSeq names its product nuclear factor 7, brain-like. The record is from RefSeq and is a predicted model, not a curated record. NCBI's taxonomy places the organism in Eukaryota, Metazoa, Chordata, Aves, Apodiformes, Apodidae. The transcript is spliced from 7 exons. Gene Ontology annotation, molecular function: metal ion binding; protein binding. Bases 1 to 1287 code for a protein of 428 amino acids.